Messenger RNA from Betta splendens (Siamese fighting fish), 1824 nucleotides. It is a transcript of the gene arg2, whose product is annotated as arginase 2. Gene Ontology annotation, molecular function: arginase activity; manganese ion binding. The transcript has 8 exons. Lineage: Eukaryota; Metazoa; Chordata; Actinopteri; Anabantiformes; Osphronemidae. Gene Ontology annotation, cellular component: cytoplasm; mitochondrion. Bases 135 to 1184 code for a protein of 349 amino acids. The record is from RefSeq and is a predicted model, not a curated record.
CUACGUACCCACAUUCAGCAUCCGCCGGCGAAACAUCUCACAGGGCAUUCAUCAGAAUAUCUUGACCGGUGGACUCGACCUGAUUCGAACUGGACCAAAUCAAGCGGAUUUUUGGAAAGUAAGAAAUAAGCACGAUGGCUUUGAGGGGACCGCUGUCCAGUCUGCUCAGGACCCAGCUCAGCCACGCGCGCCAGCAAAGCAGAGCCCAGUCGGUGGCUGUGCUCGGCGCCCCGUUUUCCAGAGGACAAAAAAGAAGAGGCGUGGAGCACGGUCCGAAAGUCAUCAGAGAUGCGGGACUCAUCGAGAGGCUUUCCGGUUUGGACUACUCUGUGCACGACUUCGGGGACCUCAGCUUCCCGGUUCUGGAGAAGGACGAGCCCUACAUGAACGUGAAGUGUCCCCGCGCUGUGGGCGCUGCCAAUAAGAUGCUGUCCGAGGCGGUGAGCAGAGCCAUCGGCGCCGGCCACACCCUCGUGAUGCUCGGAGGCGACCACAGCCUCGCCAUCGGCUCCGUGGGCGGCCACGCCCGCCAGUGUCCCGACCUGUGCCUCAUCUGGGUGGACGCGCACGCGGACGUCAACACGCCCGCGACGUCUCCGUCGGGGAACCUGCACGGCCAGCCGGUGGCGUUCAUGCUCAGAGAGCUGCAGGACAAGAUGCCGGACAUCCCGGGGUUCUCCUGGACUAAGCCGUGUAUCUCCUCGUGCGACCUGGUGUACAUCGGACUGAGAGACGUCGACCCUGGAGAGCACCAAAUCCUGAAGAACCUGGGUAUCCAGUACUUCACCAUGAGGGACAUUGACAGACUAGGCAUCCAGAGGGUCAUGGAGGUCACCUUCGAUCAUCUCCUGGCGAGGAAACAGCGUCCCAUCCACCUAAGCUUCGACAUCGACGCGUUCGACCCGUCGCUGGCUCCCGCCACGGGGACGCCGGUCAACGGGGGUUUGACCUACAGGGAGGGGAUCUACAUCACAGAGGAGGUCCACAAGACAGGCCUGCUGUCCGCCCUGGACAUGGUGGAGGUGAACCCCAUCCUCGGGGCCGGCCACGACGCCGUGGAGGCCACCGCGUCGCUCGCCGUGGACGUCAUCGCGUCGUCCCUGGGACAGACGAAGGAGGGCGCGCACGCCUCCAUCGACGACGCCGCGUCCGUUAAGGAGGACACGGAGCAGCUCCGCCUCUGAGGGCAGCGCGCCAAGCUACGGACUUUAUCAACCAGCCUCUGAGCAUUCCUCAAAAGAACAAGACUGAAGCCCAACAGUAGCUAAAGUUUUUAAUUGUUUUCCGUUUAGUGGUAAUAACCACAUUAUGUCUGGAUUCAUAAUAUCGCCUGAGGGAUUCUCAACGGUGAUACUACUACUAGUACUACUACUACUACCUAUCUUGUUCCUGUGUGUGCUACAUGUUGGGAGGACUCUGCUUCCACUUAUUUAUUGUGUUUAGUUUACAGGAGAAUGAGUUAUUACUUAGUUGAAAGCCGCACAGCUGUUCUGUGGCUCUGACGGUUAAUUAGUGGUUUGCACCUUUGGACCAGCUCCGAUUACUUUGUUUUAUUUAGUUGACUUUUGUAUUUCCAUGAGGAACUUACCAGUUUGUGUGUAUUAGAGUAGUGUAGAAACGUGUACUGACUACAACAGUGUUUAACUGGCUAAUAUAAAAACAGUUACAAUCCAGCGUUGCUGUAAAAAAAAUCAUAAAUUAACAUAAUUAAGCUUGAAUUGAUUUACUGCCUGGACUGUAUCUGACUUGAUGUGGACACUGAAUGCUUGUCCUUGUGAAAGAGUUUAUAUUUUGGUCUUCCAUAAAUGCAAUAACAUUUUUCUA